Truncatella angustata is the source of this 1242-nucleotide messenger RNA. RefSeq names its product FMN-dependent dehydrogenase. Lineage: Eukaryota; Fungi; Ascomycota; Sordariomycetes; Amphisphaeriales; Sporocadaceae. The transcript has 2 exons. Bases 1 to 1242 code for a protein of 413 amino acids. The record is from RefSeq and is a predicted model, not a curated record. Gene Ontology annotation, molecular function: FMN binding; oxidoreductase activity.
AUGGGUGGCCUAGGUGAUGAUGGCGUAACCACGCCUUCCUACGGGCAAUACCAGCUCCAGAUCUACGCGCAGGGCAUCUUCGGCGGCAUCAAGCCCUCGAUCACUACCGACCCCAACAAGCUGCGCGAGCAGGCCCAGAAGGCCAUGAAGCCCGAGGCCUUCAACUACAUCGCCGGCGGCGCGGGCGAGGGUGCCACCAUGGACGCGAACCGUCUCGCGUUCCGACAGUGGAAGAUCGUCCCGCGCAUGCUGAGACCGACGGUGCCUCGAGAUCUGAGGGUCGAGUUGUUUGGGGAGACGUAUGAAACACCAGUUCUCCAGGCACCGAUAGGCGUGCAGUCCGUCUACCAUGCAGACAGGGAGAUUGGUACCGCGAGCGCGUGUGCCGAGCUCCGCGUGCCCUUCAUCAUGUCGACGGCGUCGACGUCGACGUUCGACGAAAUCACCGAGGCGUCCGGUGAUAACCCGUGCUGGUUCCAGCUGUACUGGCCCAUGGACGACGAGAUCACUGGCUCCAUCCUCAAGACCGCGAGAGCGGCCGGGUUCAAGGUUCUGGUUGUGACGCUCGAUACGGCGACCAUGUCCUGGCGCCCUGCGGACCUGGACCUGACUUUCCUGCCGUUCAUCUCUGGUGUGGGCAAUACCGUGGGAUUUACGGACCCCGUGUUCAGGAAAAAGUUCGCCGAACAGGCAGACGGCGCGACCCCCGAAGACAAUGUGAUGGAGGCGUCGCGGUAUUGGAUUCGGGAGGCGUUUUCGGGCGACAGCCAUCCGUGGAAGGACUUGGAACUGUUAAAGAAGCACUGGGACGGACCGAUAGUGCUCAAGGGGAUCCAGGACUCGAGAGAUGCAGUACUGGCCUUGCAGGCGGGUAUGGAUGGCAUCAUCGUCAGCAACCACGGCGGAAGGCAGUGUGAUGGUGCGGUGGCGUCACUGGACAUGUUGACAGAGAUUGUGGAGGCCGUAGGAGACAAGAUGACUGUUCUGUUUGACUCGGGAAUACGGACAGGUGCGGAUAUCGUCAAGGCCUUGAGUUUGGGAGCCAAGGCUGUACUUGUUGGAAGGCCGGUAAUGUAUGGGCUGGGUUUAGGAGGCCAGGAAGGCGCACAACACGUGCUCGCGUCCAUCUUGGCAGACCUUGACCAAACACUUGGUCUUACUGGGGUCAAGAGCGUGUCGGAACUGAACAAGACAAACUUACGAAGGGUGUCAUAUCCCGGGGAUCUGAAGGCGAGCUUAUAA